Messenger RNA from Linnemannia hyalina, 5019 nucleotides. NCBI's taxonomy places the organism in Eukaryota, Fungi, Mortierellomycota, Mortierellomycetes, Mortierellales, Mortierellaceae. The record is from the annotation of a GenBank genome assembly.
AUGGCACUUGUAGACCUCCCUAUUACCAUGACAGUUCAUACCAUCAACGUUUUCCUCGAGAACGUACCCAAACCGACCCUUAAGACUGACUUGCCUGGCCCCAAGCAACGCAUCGAGAGGACCGAGCAGCUGAUCUAUUGCAACACCUUGUUGCUUCAGGAUUCGCUUUCUCUCUCCUUGUCUGAGCAGGAACCCACUCUUGACAAGACUGAGCUGGCCUGGCUGGCAGAGAUCAUGGAAGACCCGAUAGAGCGAGAUCGUCUACAAUGGCAGGCAAAUUUUAUGGUGGAGUCGUUCAUCCAGGAGGACAAGGACUCUACCAAGAUCGCCGAGAUCGUCGCCCUUGGACCCAUCUUGCAGCAGGAACCCUACCGCAAGUUGGUGUCUUCUUUCAUCAAGGAGUUUGGCGAUUCUCGCCUUCUGGACGUUGAUGUGCUCCAGGGCCUUGUCCAGCUGGUACAGUCUUCCUCACCAGGGUACCUUGUCUCUGAUGACGUGAUCAUGAUCCUCGGUCUUCUCAGGAUCCGUUUGCAAGACCCCCACCAGCAGUCAUCUGAGCACCCUCACCAUAUCCAUCUGGCCAUCUCCAGGGUUCUCGAUGUCAUCGCCGACCACAAGGUCCAGGACGUAGACAGGGUCCUUGAACAUGAACCCUUGUUUGAGAUCUUGUCUGGACUGAAGGGCAGCUCCGACCCCUACCUCAUGUACCAGACCUGCUACGCGUUUCAGGCUCUCCAGUAUGUGCCAGAUAACGAGACCGUUCUGCAAGCCGUUUUGCGACGUUCACGAAGUGUGGUGGAUGGUGUGGUCAAGAUAUCGGCACUGGGCAAACUGGAUCUUGGGUUGGUGCUCGAGGGUCUUGAGAAUCUGCAGGAGGCACUGGGCGGCAUGAUAGGGGUUGCUGGCACUGUGUACGAAGGAGUGAGUUCCCUAAUGGAGAGCGGUCGAGGGGUCAUGGAGAGUUUGAAGGAGAGAUUCAAAGCCGGCGAGAAGAGACCUUGGUAUGCCGCCAUCCGUGCCGCCUACGCGUUUGCGCAAGCAGGCCAGCUGAGGGAUCUGAAUCAUCUGAUCUGCGAAGCCCCCUGUCGUCGCGAUCCCUUGUUUCAGUGGGGUAUCUGCCAGUCGCUGGGCGAAAUUGCGGUCGAUCCUCUGUGGUCAGUUGCCUCUCGCCAGCAAGCAAUCGUUCUUCUUGGCCGUCUCUACAACGAGGAUCCAGACUGGGGCGUGGAUGAGAGUGUCAAGGCGUGGAUGCUAACCAUCGCCGACAGGCUGAUAUCCAUCAACGACCUGGAUGUUGCCGCCAGUGCUCGGAUCCUGAAACAGGAGCUCGCCUCUGAGAACAUUCCUAUGAUCCAGCUCCAGUGCCCACUGAGGUCUCGCCUGCCGACCCCAGCCAAGUCUCCGAUCCUUGCAAAGGUCCAGAAUAUCUCUGACCUCGAGUACGAUCUGCGCAACCUUCGAUCGCUACAGCUCCAUGAUUAUGAAGUACGAGGGGUUUACCUCCUUCCGCAGGCCAAGCCGUCCCUCCGGGCUAUGGAUGAUGAGCUGUUCCCUCUGCUGGAGAAGGUGUUGGAGUUUCUUGCCAGUGACCGUCAAGUCAUGUUGAUUUUGGGAGACUCUGGUUCCGGCAAGUCAUCAUUCAAUCGACACUUGGUGCACCUACUUUGGACAGAGUACAAGCGAGGUGGGCCCAUUCCUCUGUUCAUUAACCUGGCCUCUAUCGACGAUCCUCAGCGCGACAUGGUCAGCAAGCAACUGCAGUACCUCAGGUUCUCGGACGAACAAAUCUGUGAGCUCAGGCUUCGGCAUCAGUUUAUUCUCAUUUGCGACGGUUACAAUGAGGGCCAACUGGUCACCAACCUUCACUCUACCAACGAACUCAACCGGCCCGGACAAUGGAACGCCAAGAUGGUCAUCAGCUGCAGGAACCAGUAUCUCGGUCAGAACUACCGUUACCGCUUUGAACCUUAUUCAGCUAAUAGCAGGGUGCCCUCUGAUCAUGGACUCUUUGAGGAGGCUGUCAUUGUCCCAUUUUCCAGGACUCAGAUCAAGGCGUAUGUGGAGCAGUAUGUUUGCCUCGAGCCACGUACCUGGACUACACAGGACUACAUGGACAAGCUGACCUCUAUCCCCAACCUCAUGGAAAUCGUCAAGAACCCUUUCCUUCUGACUCUUGCUAUGGAAGCGCUGCCGAAUAUCACAGAGGGCAUGAAGGAUCUGUCGACUAUCAAGAUCAUGCGUGUUCAUCUGUACGACACGUUCAUCAAGCAUUGGCUGGGUGUCAACAAGAUUCGGCUUCAAGAGAUCCCAUUGUCCAAGGAGAGUCGGAAAGCACUGGACCUACUUGUGGAUAUAGGAUUUACUUCCUUAGGAAUUGCCUAUGCUACCAGACUGGCGUCGGCGAUCUUCGAGCACCAGGGUGCCAACCCGGUGGUCCUGUAUACGGACCUCAGGGACAGGGGGUCGUGGAAGGCCGAGUUUUUUGGCUCUGAUCCUAUGGCCCGAAUGCUGCGAGAAGCGAGCCCGCUGACCCGCUCUGGAAGUUCUUACCGUUUCGUGCAUCGGUCAAUGCUCGAGUAUUUUUUCUCUCUUGGUGUCUUUGAUCCCAGUAACUUUGGCGAAAAAGACGAAUUUUCUCCGCAGUCCGAUGUUGGGUCCACUAGCCCUGCGUUGUUCGAUGCCGAAGGUCCCUUGUUCAGGCACAGCCUCCUCGCCGAGCCAUCGAUCAUCCAGUUCUUAUGUGACCGAGUACAGCAAAGCACCUCCUUCAAACAACAACUUUUUGCGAUCAUCAAGGAGUCAAAAUCAAACCUUGCAGCAAGUCGAGCAGCAGCCAAUGCCGUGACUAUCCUGUUCAAGUCUGGUGUUCGACUAUGUAGUGUUGAUAUGCGAGGGGUUCGGAUUCCUGGGGCGGAUCUGUCAGGGGGUGAGCUCGACUCGGUUCAGUUUCAAGGUGCCGAUAUGACCGGGGUCAAUCUUUCCCGGAGCUGGCUGAGGCGGGCGGAUUUCAGCAACGCGGUCAUGUCCGGAGUGCAGUUUGGAGAGUGGCCGUUUUUCAGUGUCAAUAAGGAACCGACAGCCUGCGCCUACUCGAACGACGGAGAUACCCUUGCUGUUGGGCUGGCUUCUGGUGAUAUCAACGUUUAUGACACCGCAACAUGGACAGGAACCCGUACCCUCUCUGGCCACUUCAAGGCUGUAACAGGGCUUUCGUAUCAUCCGACCAGCCACCAACUUUUCUCAGCAAGCAGAGAUGGCACGUUGAGAGUUUGGGAUCUUAAGUCUGGCAUAUCUGAGCAAACCUUUGGCGGACAGGGGGGUGUCGUUUCAAGCAUAGCGGUUUCUCCUGAUGGUCAGCAGCUGGCAACGGGUGGAGCUGACAAACUGGUCAGACUGUGGUUCUCCGACAACUUAUCACCGGUCCGCUGCCUUCCAGGACACAUUGAUGCGGUAAAAUGUCUAGCAUAUUCACCUAACGGCUCCGUGUUGGCUUCGGGCAGCAGCGACAAAACAGUUCGACUUUGGGACACCAGCAGCGGCAACAAUACUUCCACCUUGAAGGGCCACACCGACAGCAUUUCCAGCAUUGCCUACUCGCCGAAUGGACAGUAUUUUGUUUCCGGCAGCAAUGACACCACCGUGCGUAUAUGGGACGUGUCAACUGAAAAGUCACUCGCCAUGCUUACCAACCACACUGACCGCGUCUCAUCUGUCGCCUAUUCUCCAGACGGCCAAUACAUCGUGUCUGCCAGCUGGGACAUGACCGUGCGCAUUUGGCGUUCGUUUUCACCCUUCAAUCAAGUAUCCGUCCUACGAGGUGCAACCAAGAUCAUCACUGGCCUCUCCGUCUCCCCAGCUGGUCUUGCCCAAGUCGCCGCAUGCUGCAACGACAAAACCAUCCGUUUGUGGGACGCCACUCCAAGUGUCUCGGAUACUUUCGCGAGUGAAACAGUGACUGAGUCGAACGGACACAUCGGAGGAGUCUCAGCAAUAGCCAUCUCGCAUGACGGACAGCAGCUCGCUACUGGUGGCUAUGACACGACAAUCCGGACAUGCGACCCUACCACUGGAUACUCCCUAGGUUCCCCUCUUCGCGCUCACAAAAGAUCGGUCGCCGCGGUUGCCUUCUCUCCGACUGCCCAGGUCCUAGCCUCCGCUAGUUGGGAUCAUACCAUUCAUCUUUGGGACACUGAGCGGCGCGAGCUGAGCAAGGUCAUCCCUGGUCAUCUGGCCAGCGUUACCAGCCUGACUUUUCUCCCUUCUGGACAUCUCAUCUCGGGAAGCGCCGAUUGGACCAUUCGUCUUUGGAACCUGGGUUUGGACACCCAAGUGCCCAUUCGUACCUUCAAAGGUCACACUCAAGGCGUUCGGAGCGUGGCGUGUUCGCCCGAUGGAUCUCGGAUCGCAUCUGCCAGCGAAGACAGGACCGUGCGAGUUUGGACUUUGGCUGCUCAUUCAGAGGAGAGUGAAGUCGUCUUCAAGGGCCAUAGCGAUGUCGUGGCAUGUGUGACGUUUUCACCCGUGGGGCGCCAGAUCGCAUCCGCCAGCGGGGACAAGAGCAUUCUACUUUGGAACAUAGAAGGAGGUGGGUUGAAACAGACGGUUCUUCUUGGCCAUAAGGCAGGAGUUCAAUGUGUUGCGUAUUCUGCUUGUGGCCAGUACCUUGCAUCAGGAAGCGAAGACAACUCGGUCAUCGUCUGGAGUGUCUCGUCAGGCAGUAUAAUGACGGUUAUCGGAGACGUAUUUGGUGGCAUCUCAAGCAUAGUCUGGAAGCAGGGUGGGCUGGAGCUGAUUGUGGGUUGUAAGGAUGGCUCUGUUCGUGCCUGGAGGAUGUUGGUUGAGGAAGAUAGGGCUCAAGUCCAGUUGGAAUGGGGCACAGGGUUCGGAUACCUUGUUGCAACUGACGCCUGUAUCGAUGGAGUGUUGAAGCUGGGAAAUGUUGCGUUUAAGCUGUUAAAGCAGCGGUGUGCUGUUGGAGAAAUGUCGAGAGAGGACAACGAUAAUGAAAUUGAAGAGUAG